Messenger RNA from Eleginops maclovinus (Patagonian blennie), 4584 nucleotides. It is a transcript of the gene git2b, whose product is annotated as G protein-coupled receptor kinase interacting ArfGAP 2b. Gene Ontology annotation, cellular component: synapse. Gene Ontology annotation, biological process: regulation of G protein-coupled receptor signaling pathway; regulation of ARF protein signal transduction; synaptic vesicle recycling. The coding region runs from base 382 to 2415 and encodes 677 amino acids. Lineage: Eukaryota; Metazoa; Chordata; Actinopteri; Perciformes; Eleginopidae. The record is from RefSeq and is a predicted model, not a curated record. The transcript is spliced from 20 exons. Gene Ontology annotation, molecular function: small GTPase binding; GTPase activator activity.
GUAAAUGUUCUUCUCGUGAAAACGGUUGUAGAGAUAUGUCCUGUAUGUUACAUUUGGUCUGUGUAGUCACAUUAAGUUGCCUGUUGAAACUAUGCUUGAAUGGUUUAUAGCAGUCAAACGUUGGGUUAGCUUGACCAGAUAAAUACGCUUAUUGAGCUAGCUUGCUAAAACUGACGCGUUGAUUAAAAAGAAGCUAGCAGACCCACACCUGGUUGCGAGUAUGAUUGUGAUUUCGGAUGUGUCGAAGAGCCACGCUGGGCCUCUGUUAACAGGGGUGUGUUGAUCUGCGAUGAGUGCUGCAGCAUCCAUCGAGGGCUGGGGCGACACAGCUCUCAGGUCCGACAUCUGACUCAUUCUCAAUGGCCAUCAUCCCAGUUACAGAUGGUCCAGACACUGUAUGGUAAUGGAGCUAAUUCCAUAUGGGAGCAUAGCCUUCUGGACCCUUCUUCUUCUGUGAGUGGGAAGCGCAAAGCCAACCCCCAGGACAGAGUUCAUCCCAACAAGACGGAGUUCAUCAAGGGCAAAUAUCAGAUGCUGGUGUAUGUCCAUCGCAUGCCUUGUCGGGAGGACGACAGUGUAACCGCAAAAGACCUCAGCAAGCAACUGCACUCCAGUGUUCGGACUGGAAACCUGGAGACCUGCCUAAGACUCUUAUCUUUGGGAGCACAGGCCAACUUCUUCCAUCCAGAGAAAGGCAACACUCCACUACACAUAGCGGCAAAAGCAGGACAGGUGUUACAAGCAGAACUGUUGGCGGUGUAUGGAGCUGAUCCCGGGGCUCUGGACUCCAGUGGAAAGACCCCCAUCGAUUAUGCAAGACAAGCUGGGCAUCAGGAUCUGGCAGAGAGGCUGGUAGAGAUUCAGUACGAACUCACUGACCGCUUAACAUUUUACCUCUGCGGAAGAAGACCAGAUCACAGAAAUGGGCAACACUUCAUCAUUCCACAGAUGGCCGACAGCAGCCUGGAUUUGUCAGAGUUUGCAAAAGCUGCAAAGAAGAAGCUCCAGUCGCUGAGUAACCAUCAGUUUGAAGAGCUUGCCAUGGAUGUUUAUGAUGAAGUUGACAGAAGAGAAACAGAUGCAGUGUGGUUGGCCACUCAGAACCACAGCACACUUGUAACAGACACCACAGUUGUGCCUUUUCUGCCGGUCAAUCCAGAGUACUCGUCUACCAGAAACCAGGGUCGUCAAAAAUUGGCACGGUUUAGUGCUCAUGAGUUUGCCACCCUGGUUAUUGAUAUCCUCACUGAUGCUAAACGGCGGCAGUGGGGGAAUUCCUGCGACAGUCCCAAAGAGAACGUGGAGUUGAUCCUUCAGGGAAUGGACAGUCGCCAUAACAGUGAGAGCCAGGAUAAUGACCAGCCUGAUUACGACAGUGUGGCAUCAGAUGAAGAUCCGGUGCAAGAGGCCACCUGUGGGGACAGCAGCACUGACCGAAGGACCAAGAGCUCGGAGUCGUCCGACCUCUCCGAUGGACCAAUCACAGUGCAUGAGUUCAUGGAGGUGAAGAGUGCCCUCAACGCAUCGGAAGCCAAAAUACAGCAGCUUCUCAAAGUCAACUGUCACCUCAGUGAAGAGCUGCGGAGCAUGCAGAGCAAGCUGAACUCCCUGCAGACUGAAAACACAACACUGCGAUGGCAACCCCCCAGUGGACAGCAACAACACCUACAGGGGCCCCUUGGUCGACAACCGCCCCGCGGCGGUCGGGCCAUGUCCAUGUAUGAGACCGGCUCUUCCCCGAGGCAGUACCCCCACCGAGUGGAAGCGGCUCGGCAUGAGGACGGAGUCGUUUUACAACCCUUCCCCACCAACAUUGGGAGGGGUCCUUUGGGGACGGCUGCUUCCUCCCUCCCUACCUUCCCCUCUUCCCUGUCCUGGUCGUGGGAUGAGCGAUCUCGAAGGGGCUGCAGUCUGGAAGGACAGAGUAUGAUGCUGGAGAACGACUACGACACUACGCCCAACCACUCUGAACUGGAGGAGGCAGGCAGCCCUCUCCCUGCCUGUGAAUCAGUGGAGCAGGGGGAGGAGGGUGAGGAAGAUGCCACCCUGCCGUGCACAGAGGAUGUCAUCUGUAAGACCGAGCAGAUCACUAAGAACAUCCAGGAGCUGCUGAGAGCUGCCCAGGAGACCAAGCAUGAAAGCUUCCUGCCUUGUUCAGAAAAGAUCUGCGUGGCUGUGAAAGAGAUGGCCGCCCUGUUUCCCAAGAGGCCGUCCUCGGACACGGUGCGAGGGUCUCUGUAUCUGCUCACGUCCAGCGCCAGCCGGCUUCACGGAGAGUGCCUGAAGGCCGCAGAGCACAACCCCUGCCCGUCGGAUAUCCAGCUGGUCACUCAGCAGGUCAUCCAGUGCGCCUAUGACAUUGCCAAAGCUGCCAAGCAACUUGUCACUGUGACAACCAAAGAAAACAAUAACUAACUAAAAACCCAAAGACAUUCCUGAUGCACCCAAAAUAGUUUAUUUAGAUGUCGCUAAUUUCAAUUUAAUCAGUGUUAACACCAUUAUUUCUAAUAAGUCUGCAAUUAUUUGCGUACAUUCCUUUAAAACAGAUGCACCAUGUAAAAUGACAGACCAAUCCAAACAUUAUGAUAUUUUGUUGUUUUUGUAUUGUGGUAAUACAGAGUAAACAAACACCUUUAAAGCUGUAGGAUAGAAUCUGUUACACCUCCUAACCUCACGAAGAGAUAACAGUUUAAUCCACACAAAAUCUAAAAGUGCAAUGUUGUGUAUAUAUCUAAACAAAGAACAACAAGCCUUCCACAUUGUACUUUUCCACAUAGAGGUCAUCAUAGAUACACCUUUAUCUACACCAGUUUCAUCUGUUUAUUUCCCUUUUUAUUUCAAAUGUUUUUAAGAUGCAAUGACAGUAUUUUAGUCUUGAACCAUUGUGAUGCCACUUGCUUUGAUUUCAAAUGUUUGUUUAGUGAGCAAACUGUGAUUAUGAAAGUAGCUUCAGUGCAUAGAGCACCAUGUAAGGCCAGCAGUACAAACGGUGUGCAAACCUUCAUUCCAUCCAGCAGCUCCAGCAGGGGAUUCCGCAAGGUGACUGUAGUUCUUGGAUUUAUAAUGUUACAGCCAUACUUCUGAUGUUGUGUGCAUGUAUGUGUGCGAGUGUGUGUAUGUGUGUGUGUGUGGGUGCAAUUGUUACAGAGAUGGCCUCGAUGGCCCCUGUGAAACCCAUUUUGAAUCAAUUGUAAUAGCAUUAUGCAAAUAUAUAAGAUGUAUGUAUCUAUGUAAUUCUCUAUCAAAAUAACCCAAAUGCUAUUCUAUUUAUGAACUGUGUGUCAUACCUCUAAGAAAAUAUUAAUGUUUAUUUUCAUAAGCUUAUGUUUAACACGAUGCUCCUCGCAGACUAACUUUUGUUCUGAGGUUUGGGACGUCUCAGCUGGCAGUGAGUUAUGGGCAACCUGUGAUCUCUGUUUAUUUGGUGUGGUGCUGUAACUCCAGUGUGUUCAAUGCUACCUGUGGUCACAUGCGUACAGCUAUGGUUUACAAUCACUGAAGUCAAUGUGCCCUUAAAGUUAGUGUAGAACUCGGGUCUAAUGUUUCACUUGUUGUUGUGAGCCGGAUCAGUCUCGACCAGGGGUGGGAAGCUCACCGGAAACCACUGCACAAGCUGACACCAAAAAUUAAAUAUUGCUCAAGUAGCUGUAGAAAAUAUUUCUCAAUAGGUUGCCUAAGGAUUGGUAUAAGGUAUAAGCAACCAAAAAGAGGAUUAUUAAAAUGAUUCAAAUUAUCUUCAGUACAGAUUAUUACAACAUUAAAGUAUUCUGUUUAUUUCAGAAGUCUUCAAAGUUAUUUUUGUUUUUGACCAAUUCUCAUGGUUUUAGGAUCAUUUGACCACGCAAAAGGUUUUGGAUUUUUCUGACACUGAUUCUCUUAAUGCAACACUUCAACAUUCCAGUAACAUUUAAACAGAUGCUUCAACAUCUGUUUAAAGUGUUCCAACUGUGGCCACCAUAAACUAGUGGUCAUAACCCCUGAGUGUAAUGAUUUGCUGAAUCAUGCAUUUUAUUGCUUAUGAUUUCAGCUUUCAUUUGUACAAAAGAAGAAAGUGUUAUUUCCUCUUUAAAGAUUUGCAGUCUUCUUGAAGGUCAUUUCUGCCCAUGUGAUGGGGGAAAAAUUAUCCUGCUAGUCAUUUUAUUGAUAAACAUUCCUGAAAUAAUGACGUAGUUUAUAAUUCAUUGAGAUAUUAAGUCAUUAUUUUGAGAACGUUAAUCAUUAUAAUGACUUGCAGGAUCUUUUUUUUUAAAGAUGUAUGUUGUCUCGCUGGCAGCAAUGGGCUUCCAUAUAUUUUAAACCAAAUAUAAUGAUUGGGCCAAGGGACUUACAUUUACCUACUAAAUUAGGAAAAGAAAAUAAAUUAUAAAGGCUAUAAAAAGAACACAUUUUAAGAUUAUGACUUUUUUUUUUUUUUAAACUAAAUUAAUCAAAAGCUGAAAUAAAAAGUGCGUGUGUUCAGUCUCUUUCCACCCCUGGUUUCAACCCUGACAUUAAAUAUCCUGUAACUUCUAGCCUGCCACUGCCUCUGUGGUUGAAAACAAUUCCUGCCUUAGGUUUAAUAAAGUAUAAUUCAUACCUCAAAUA